Cinara cedri is the source of this 11834-nucleotide messenger RNA. The record is from the annotation of a GenBank genome assembly. NCBI's taxonomy places the organism in Eukaryota, Metazoa, Arthropoda, Insecta, Hemiptera, Aphididae.
CGCACGUAGCGCGCCAAACACAAUGUUUCAAUGGCUUCUACUUACGAACUAUUGUUCUGAGUCCCUGAUAUUCGAUCAGAUCGGAACGGGUUUUGUUCAUUCUUCACGUGUUCGUUCAUUUCACAACAGUCAUUGGUUUCUCUCCAAGUGAUUUCUGUAAGUUUUUGAAGAUGAAAAAUGUUAAAACUUAAAUAUUAAAUGUUUGUUUUUCUAGCCGAAUUUAAUAUUGCAGUUCUCCGUCGGUUUUAACAUAUUACCUUGAAUUCAAUUCUAGUAAACAUGUCUGAUCACGUUCUUGAGAAGGCGGAAGAUGAUGUUUUCUUUAACAUUAUAGCAUUGAAGAAAAAGAUUUUAAUAAGUGAUCUGUUAUGUUCAAAUUGGUAUGUAUCCCUUAUGACAUUGUAAUUAGGUAAAUGUGUUUAAUUUAAAUUUAAGUGUUUUUAUGAAUACCUAUACACAAUGAUAUAGGUAGGUACCUAUAUUACACAAAUACCUAGGUUUAAAAUUGUAAAUUACGUUUUAUUUUGAUGUAUAUAUAUAUAUUUAUUAUUUUCUUUGGCGGAGUAAAUAUCUACUAUAAAGUAUAUAUUGGCCCGUUAACUUAGGGUGCAAUAGUAUUACGCAAUUCACCUACAUGAUUUACCUCAUCAUUUACCUGAUCACUUUAAUAUUACAUUAUGUUCUUUCAACAAAUAUUGGUUUGUAAUAAGUUGCAGGUAGAUACACAAUUUAGGUAAAGGUCUAACAUUUUGGACCUUGUGUAAGAUCUGUAAUAACUAUGAGUAUGAAUGUGUUGGUAUGUACGAGGGCUAAUCAAAAAGUAUCGAGACUGAUAAUAUUACUCGGAAACUGAGCGUUGAAGAGCAAAAUGAUUUGUAAACCUAGCUUCUAUGACUUAUACUGAGCACAUCUAUUCGUAUAAAAUCUCUAUAAACUUCUUCGUUUUGAUUUCACGAUAUUUUUCUAAAAUUUGUUUUUCACGUUUGGCGAUUUCGUAAUGAAUCCAAAAGAAGCGGAACUCGCUGCCACUCGAGGGCACAUUUUCAGUUUUUUAAUUGAUAUUUAAUGGCAAAAACCAUGAAAUGUUGCAUCCCUCUGAAACUGGAAAAAAAUGCAGACUAAUUUUCUAAAAUCUCCAAAUCUGUCGAGUUACUCUUCUUUUGGGUUUAUUACGAAACCGCCAAACUCGAAAAAUAUAUUUUAUAAAAAUAUCAGUGAAAUCAAACCAAAGAAUUUUAUAGAGAAGCAAUAAAAAAAUGUACUCAGAAAAAGUCAUAGAAGCAAGUGAUACCAAUCCUACUGCUCUUCGAUGCUCCUUUUCCGAAUAAUACUACCGGUCUUGAUACUUUUUGAUUAGCCCUCGUAUAUUGAAUUAAUAAAUAGUCUAUAUUAUGAAAUAAUAUGUUAAUGAAGAUUUUUAAAAUUGAGUAAUAAAGUCGAUUAGGUACUUAAGUCCAAACAGAAAGUUCAGUUUUAAAUUUUCAAUUAGCAGAGUAAAUACUAUUAAAAAAAAAAACACACAAAUGUCUAAUAUGUUUUUAAUAACUAUAAAGGUAAUACUUAGUGUAUUCAAUGAAAUUAAAAUUCUUUUUCAAUUCAUAACAGGAUAAAAAUGAUGUCGUUUUGAUAAUAUUAUAGCAUAAAUUGAGAAUUUUAUAUCCCAUUUUAUAUGUUUCUAUGUUAUGGAAUAUAUUCCAAAAUAUAUUGUUUAUCUUAUUUCUUACAUUUCAGUAACAAGCCUUCUAAAGAUUGGGUUGUGAUUUCUGUUUGUCAUCAUAUAAUCUGUCAAAUGUGCAUUGAGGUGGCAACUAGAAAUACACCAUCCACUAGUAAAGUUUCUAAGAAAGUGAAACCCUUCUGUCCAACAUGUAAUAUUUUAUACAAUUCAACAACAAGCAUAAUGCAUAAGGUUGAAAUUAAAAGCAUUAUAACUGAAAUAGAAGAUUUUCUUUGGGCAGUACAUGCCAACGUGUAAGUUAUUUAUUACAUUUUUUUGUUAACAAUAUUUUUUAAUUUAUCUAUAAUUCAAUAGGUAUGGAUUGUUGGAAGAGAAUUUUAAUACAGAACGGUAAUUAUUUAGUUAUAAUUUGUUGCAUAAUAAGAUUGAUAGUAUUAAGUUGGAUAGUAUAUAAUAGUAUCACACUUUUUUGUGAAAAAUAUUUUGUGUGAACUGUUUAUGUACAAAUUUAUUGUAUAUGAUAAUAGUUUGUGGCUAUACAUUGUUUACCGAUAGUUCAUCAAUGUCAAUUUUUAUGUAAAAAUAUAAGAUGUCUUAUAUAGAUAUGGGGUGAUUCACUAAGCGUGCUCACCCCAUUUUUUUUUUUUUUUUUUUUUUAAUUUUGCAUAAAUUUAAAUUCUAAUUUUUGAAAUUUUUAAUUUUAGUUAAUAUUUUCGAAUUCUUAGUUUUUUCACAACAUUGAAUGAGUAUUCUGUGGCGAUACCAACUUUGAUUUUUCUAAUGAGAACCUAUAUUAAAUAUUCCAUAACUAGAUGUAAUAUUAUAUUAAUUAAAUUUUGGUGUUAAAAUUUUUAUUUUCAUCAACCCGUUGCGUUAAUAAGAUAUUUCACUUUUAAGUUUAUAUAGGAGGAGAAUUGUAGAGCAGUAAUAAAAUGCCUCGUGGUGCCAAAACACAAAUGAUAAACCAUUACUCUCUCGCUACCUAAACUUAAAAGUGAAAUAUUUUAUAGUCUGGUUAACGAAAAUAAAAAAUUUUAACACCAAAAUGUAUUUAAAGUAAUACUACAUCUAUUUAUGGAAUUUUUAAUAUAGGUCCUCAUUUGAAAAACCAAAGUUGAUAUCGCCACAGGAUCCUGCUUAAAUAUUGUGAAAAAUCUAGGUAUUCAAAAAUAUCAGCUUUAACUACACUUAAAAAUUUCAAAAAUCAGAAUUUGAAUUUAUUGCAAAAUUUAACCAAAAAAAAAAAAUGAAUUUGGCAUGCUUUGUGAACCAUUCUGUAUAUAUUUCAUUUUAUAGAUUUUAUCUAAAAUUACACCCUCUGUUUUAAGAAAUUAAUUAGUCAAUUAAUUAAUUUCUAUAUAAAUAUUAAUGUUUUAUUUGCAAGGUUAUAUUAAAAUAUUUUAUUUACAAAAUUAAUAAAAAUAAAAUAAAUAAUUAUACUUAACCUAAUAAUAUUCAUAAAUGUAUAAACCAACUUAAAUUUAAAAGUCUAUAAUUAAUUAAAAAAACAAAAUAAGUAUUAGAAAAUUUAAAUUUCAGGGAUCUAUUAUAAACAAUAUGAUAUAUGCCUAUAAUAUUUUGACAAUCAAUAACUCAAUAUUUUCUUUGAAUUAUCCACACGCACAAUUGUCUCGCGGUAUAUUUUUGGCAAAAAAUUGGUAUUGAUCAGUAUUGUAUUUUAGAAAUAAAGUUUAAUUUAACUAAUUAUCAAUGAUUAAAUUUUUAAGUCCAGUGCUAGAUGCACUGGUAUGCAUCUAUAAUCUAUUGAUAUAAGAAAUAUACCAAACGCCAAUUAGAAUUUUAUUUUGUUUGAGAUAAUUAAAUAAUAAGUAUUGUACUCGAGAUUUAAAUUGUAGAUUACCUUUAUAUUAAGGUGGUCCCUAGUCAUAUAGGCAAUUUUUUUUUUUUUACAAGUUGGAUCCCUCUAAGUUUGUUCUAAUAUGUAUACACAAUUUUAUAUCAAUUGGUUAAGUUUAAUCCAUGUCCAAAAUACCACAAAGUAAAAAAUCAUGUUUUUCUUGAAAUAAUCAUUUUUUUUUUUUAUUACUGCUUUACAAUGAUUUACUUUUGAUAGUAAAUGGUAAAUAGUUAUUAGACAUUUUUUUUAAUCUUUUACUGCAAUUUAGUAAAUUAUUACUAUUAUUAUUAUUUUUAAUUUAAACGAAGGCUUCAUAUAUGAAGUUUAUUAGCCUACAAUAAUUUAGAUUUUAUACAUUUAGAGUGUUAUUAAAUACAUGAAAUACAUAAAUUACAUUAAAUACAUAGUUAUAUAUAUGCUGUGAGGUAUUCUAUUUUGAGGAAAUUUAAUAUUCUUAAUUCUUGUUUGGGUUUGAAUGUUUCUUUGAUUGAUGAGAGGUUUAUUUUUUAUUUUGUUCGAGCGGAUUGAUGAGUGGGACAUUCUAAGAAAAUAUAUUCCACGGAGAGUACUCAGAAACAGGUUUCGCACGUGGGUUCUGGUUGCCUGUACAUUAGGUGUGAAUGGGUAAGUCUUGUGUGAUCAAUAUGUAUUUUGGUGACCAUGAUCUCAUGUUGGGUAAAAUUCAUUAGAGGGUCUACCCAUUUUUCGGUUGAUAGUUUUAUUUUUUUGAAUUUGUUUUCCAUUUGCUUUUCCUAUUAGGUUUGCCACAGAGUGUGGCAUUUGAUUUUAAAAACUCUUUAGACAUAAUGAUAGUCAAGUUAGUGAACAAUUAAAUAAUACAAUUUUAAUAUGUUUUAACAUUUUGUAUGAGUUCUUUAAAACACAAUAUAGAAAAGAUUAUCAUGUAUUACUCGAACUAACUGUAAUUUUUUUGAGUGGAACACCAUAUAGAUAAAUAUUAUUUUAAACACCAGGACCAAUUCAUCAUGCUUGUUAAAUGGUAAAGGCAAUUUAUUAUUUAAAGACAUUCAUUUUUUACGAAGAAUUGAAUUUAAACAAAUUAGAAUAGAAAACAUUAGUAAUCAAUGUAUGUAUUUUUAAUAUUCGCAUAUAUGUUAAAGCAUAGUUCAAUUCUCCAAAAGUCAAUUUUACUCCCUGUCAGGAUUUUGAAAUUGGCGAAAAAUAUUUACAAAUGCAGAUAAACAAAAUCGCCAGAAAUAACAUUAAAAAAAAUUUGUCAAUCAUCUUUGAUAUUUGACAACUGAAACAAUUGGAUUAACAUUUUUUUACAACAAUAUAUCUAAAGGCACAAAAAAUAAAAUGGCUUCAAGCAAAAAAACUAAAUACUAAGACAAAUUUGAAAUAGGAAUAUUUAUAUAAAUGAAGAUUAUGGCAUUGUAAAAAAACAUUUAAACUUAAAAGUUUGUGAAGUAUUAAAUAUUUUAGGUAAAGCUAAAGAAGAUUUUAUUUCUUUUAAGACUUGGAAUUUUUUUAAAUAAUUAAAUAUCAAUUUAAUAUCAAAAAAAAGUCCUAGGAUAAUAGGAACAGGUGCAUCCACUGUUAUAAAUAAUUUAAUGUAUGCCUGUUAGCAACGAAAAAAACGAUUCUGAGCGGAGUUAAUAAUGAUGCUUUGUCAACAAUAUGUCAUUUUAUAGUAAAAUAAUUAAAUAGUCUUUAAAUAUUUUCUUUAAUUAUAUUUGUUUAAUGUAGUACCGGUUUUUCCAGUUUUCCUAUGUUUUUCACAUUUGCUGGAAAAACUUAAGAAAAAGAAACGAAAAAAGAAAAUUACCUUCCUAAUCAAAUUUCCUUUCAGAAAAAUUGUUGUCAUUGUAAAUUGGAGCAAAAUUGCUGGUAAAAAAUUUGUUCACAGGAAAAAAGAAUGCUGUAAUAUAUUUUAACUAAUAUCUAAAUUUCUUAAAUUUUCCUGAUUUUUGUUUUGGUUUUUAAUAUUUGAUGAGAAAAUCGAAAAAUUACCUCCCUAUAGUACCUCCACACACCAAUUUUUCUUUUUAGAAAAAGUGCUAAACUUAAAAUUCUGAAGAAGUCUUUUGGUAAACUAGUUUUUUCAUAGAUAAAAAAAUAAUAAACAUUAUUGUAAAACUAUAAGCUUCUUCACUUCACUCCGAAUUUAAAAAUUAUGUUUUGAAAAAACCUAUUUUUAAAAUUUGGGACAUGGGUUAAACUUAACCAAUUGACUUAAAAUUAUGUAUAUUGGAAUUUAUUUAAAGGGAUUGACUGAACAAAUUUCAAUAAUGGAAAAAUAAAGACCAUAUGGUAUCAGUUCUUAAAUAUUUUAUUUUUGUAAUGGAUUUUUAAAUUAAUAAAGUGGUAUCAGAGGUUUAAUAGUUCUGAUGUUGAAGCCAAUCAUGAAUUCCUUGUACAAUAAUUCAGCUAUAAAAAAAAAAAAAACUGCUCAAUUAAAUCAGAAAAUAGCAUUAGGAGUUCAGAAGCUGGUUAUCUGGCUGUGUGAUUACUGUUGCUCCCUUCCCCAUGUUUUGGUGACUUCACUUUCUGACUACCAACUGCUUUUGCUUAUCCUGGUAAAAUAUUUUAGUUUUUCAUGUGAAAUAUGUCAUCUUAUAUGAUUUUUUAAUAUUAUAUUUUAUGGUAUCUUUAUGCUCAUACAUAUUUAUUUUACCAUAUGAAAUAAAUAAAUAAAAAUAUAAAGCGCCAUGUUUUAAGUAUUAAUUAUAUUGGGAUGAAGAAAUUAUGUUCCCAUAUUAACAUAUUUAGCCUUAUUUAUUACAGAGUUGAAGAGCCAACAGUUGGAUCUUCUAAAAAACCGCCAAUAAGAAUAACAUUGGAUAGAGCCAAAAAAAAUAAAAAAGCAAAAUGUGAAAGUUCUAAUGGAUUAACUUCAAAAAAAUUCAAAAAAAUGGUAUUUUUUUUUAAUAUAAACUCAAAUGAAAAUUGAUAUACAACAAUAAUCAUUUCUAGUUAUACUUAUUAUAUUAAACUAUAAUUAUACACAUUUUUCAAAUAAUUAUGAAUUUUUAACUUGUAUUUAGAGAAAAAUAUUCUUAUUGCUACUAAAUUAAAUGGGGUUGAGGCACAUUAAGUUUUUUUGUAUUAACAUAUAAUAUAUUAUAUAGGGAAUACAAGUUUUUAAUUCAACAUAAUAAGAGAUGACUAUUCAUUCACAGGGAAAAAAAUCUAUUUUAUAAUGUUUUUUUAUUUGUAAUUAUAACAUACAUUUUAUAUAGGAAUUAUGGAUAUUAGCAAAACCUUCAACAACAAAAAACACUAUGGUUAUAAGAAAAAUUAAUAUAUUAAUUUAGUAUAUUAUGAAUUACAGGCCAAACCAAUAUUUUAUACUACAGAGCAAUUAAAAAAUAUAGAAUUAUCAUCAAAUGAUAUUUAUUCAAAUAAUUCUUCUGUAUCUAGUAUGUACUGCGAUUACAUCAGUGAUGAAGAAAUAACAUUAACUGAAAUUAACAAGGUUAAUGAUAAAAAUAACACAUCUAAUGAAGAUGUAAUAUAUGGGACUCCGGAUAAACAUGUUUAGUAAGUGUAUUUUUAUAUAUAUUUUUUAAUUAAAUCAAAUGCAAUGUUUAGUAGAUACCCUCAUGUAUGUACAUUUUAUUUUUAUUUUAGUACUGGAAAUAACAAAAUUAUAAUGACUUAUUCAAAUAUAUCUUCCGAAAAUGAUAUAAUUACUUUAAGAAAGUGGAGUAGGUUGUUCAAUGUAUGUUCGCUUAAUAUACAAACAAAGUGGGAUGACAGUAUAACACAUCUAGUUGUAAAAACUUUAGAUAAUAAUGUUUGUCCCCGUACAUUAAAGUUUAUGUACGCUCUAUUGUCAGGUUGUCAUGUUGUUAAUUUUGAAUGGGUUUUGGGGUGUUUGAGAACAAAGCGUAUACUUCCAGAGGUAACCUAUAUAGUACAUCAUUUUAUUAUUGAAAAUAAUAUUUGUAUUAAUAUAAUCUAAUUUGUUUAAGAAUGAUUUUAUGCCUUUUGAUACUUCUGGUGUUCCAUCUCCAUUGAAUGUUUGGCGAUUUAAUCAAGGAAUUAUUGAAUCGCCAAUGAUUUGGACUAAAAAUUGUAUUUUGUAUUUCCACAGAAGUACAGAAUUUGAUGUGGGGUAUUCAAAAUCUCCUGUAAGAUAAUUUAAGUAUUCUAUCAAAUAUUAAUAUAUAUAAUUUUAUUGAUAAAUUGAAAUGUUUAAAUUCUUUUGUUAGGUAUGGGCAAUGAAAGCUGGUUUUAUGUUAGCUAAUGAUAUGGCAGAUUUUAAAAGUAAGAAGUUUAAAAUGCAAGUUAUUUUAGUUGAUAUACCUGAAUCAAAAGAUGUUGAAUAUAUAUUUCCUGAAAGACCGCAAAUGUUUGGUGAGAAAAUAUUUAUAAAUAGUAUAUUAUUAUUAGAAAUGUUAUGAACCAUGAUUUUUUAAGUCGAACCCAACCAAACUUUCCCUAAAAUUUUCAAACCUGAACUGAAAUAUUAAAAUAUUUUAUCAAACUUGAACAUCAAAAAACUAAAAAGGUCAACCUUUACCAAUUAUGAGACUCAUUAAUGUGAAAAAAAUAGAAUUUUUCUUUUUUGUAACAAGGCCGCUCUAUCCACCACACAGAACAUCAUCUUGGUGACUGCUGAAUAGGCAUCAAAUGAUAUUCAAACUGAAUUAUUGGAUAUUUGGUUCGGUUUGAUUAUUUGCGAUUUUCAGUUAGAUUUUUGAACCGAAUCGAACAUCAUUGUUCGAUUCGAAAUCGAACAGUUCAUUACGUUUCUAAUUAUUAUGUAGUAAAUAAAUUAACUACUGAGCAGUUUAAUAAUGAGAAUUUACUUAUUAAAAUAACUCCAACGUUAAUACAUACUUAAUUUGAAUCUAGGUCAAGUAUUAGAAGGUUAUAUGUUAUAAGAUUUGGCAUCAUAAAAAAUAAUAUAUUUUAAAAAUAAUUUCUUCUAAAUAAAGACAAAAUAAUUUAACUAAUUAUGAAUUAAAAUUGUAUUAAAAUAUAGAAAUUCUUUAGCUCAGAGGUUCCCAAACUUUUUAUGAUAUAAUCCAUUUUGGAAAUAAUUUAAAUUUUGGCAACCCACAAUAAUAUCAAUGACCCUUUUUUUUUGGUUUAUUUUUCAUUUUUGGAUGAUUCAUGAAAUUUGUUCAUUGGCAUAUUCUCAUUUACAAGUAUAGUCCAAUUUGCUGGUCUAAAAGUUGUUUUCAUGUAAAAAAAUACCAUAAUAUUUUUUUUUUAAAAUAAUACCUACGUUUCAUACAUUUUCCCGUUUUUAUUAGUUUUUCCUGUUUUAUCAUAUAUUGAGAAAACUCUUGGAAAAUCCCAAAAAAACCUUUCUAAUGUACCUCUUCAGUCCGAUUUCCUUUCAGAUAAAGUGCUAUAAAGUGCUUGUAAAUCGGAGCAAAAUUCCUAGUAAAAAGUUGUUCAUGGAUAAAAAAUAAAAACAAUUGUUAAACCAAUACAUUCUUCACUCCACUCAAAAUCUAAAAAAUGUAUUAUUUAAAUAUAUAAUGCCACCCACUAAAAAUAUAAUCAAGACCCACUUUUGAACUUUCCCGACCUAUACUUUGGGAACUUCUGUAUAUAUGUCAGUCCACUGACCAUUUUCCACGAUGUAUAAAAACAAUUUUGAUGUAGACAUCUAUUAUACUUACUAUUUACUAAGUAAACAGUACAAUCAAUAUUUUAAAUAAUAUAAAAUCACGAGCACUAAAAUAUUAUAAUUUACUGAUUAAAAAAAAAAAAAAAAAGAAUCUUUUUAUGAUACUUUUAAUGACUUUUACAGUUAACAUGUUACUCCUAAUUGCAUAAGUGGAUUCAAAUUUGUAUUUCGUUUGUUUGUUUUUUUUUUUCAAAUGAAUUUUGUCAUACAAAAAAUAUAGUAUAUAUUUGUUGGUUUUUUGUGUAUAACACAAGAAAAAUUGGAAUUGUAUGCUUAAAAUACUAAAUACUAAAUAGUGUGUAAAUAUCAAUACCAGAGUUAUUUAAUAUAGGUUUAAUUUCUUUAUGAGAUAAAUUAUUAUUUUAUUCAAGUUAUUUAUUUUAACUUUUUUUUUUUAUUAUUUAGAAUGGCUGACUGAAUAUAAAGCUGUUACUAUUUAUAUAGACUGGUUUUUAGAGUGUUUGUUUAGAUAUGGGUUUGUAUUAUUUGAAUCUAAAUACCAAGUUUUAAAAUUAAAUAGAACUUUGCUAGCUAAUACAGAUAUGGAAGCCUCUUUGUUUCAGUUAGAUGAUUAAUUAAUAUUCAUCAAAUAUUAUUGAUACAUUAAGAAAUAGGUCCUGCAGUUCUACACAAACAGUAAUGUAAUAGAAUAUUCAUAACUCUUUAAAUUCUCAAGUAUUUAAGUCCAUAAUGAUUAAAAUAAACAGAAAAUAACAUUGGUAUUAAUAAUGUAUCUAGCAUAUAACCAUUAAAUAUGUCUUAAAAAUGUGUUUUUUAAAAAUAAAUGGUUCAUUAAAACUACUAUAUUAUUAAAGAAUAUUAAUAAGGUCUUAGCCUUAAUUUUAACAUAUAUACUAAUUAUAACUAUUUAUUUUUUAAAUAUGCACGUUUUUUUUUCUUAUCUUUUAAUAUCGUCACAUAGUUGUUAAUUAAGUGUUCAUUUUUUUUUUAGAUUGUAGAACAAAUUUUAAGUUAAGUUAAUUUAAUUUAUUUCAUCAAUUUUAUAAUAAUUAAUAUUAAACAAAAUGUAUAUUAACUACCUUCGAUAUUAAAAAAAAAUGUAGUUUAAAAUUUUUUUAAAUAUUUAGUGUGGAUGAAUGGAAGAAUAUACAUAUUGUUGCUCCAUAUAUUCUAAUACUUAUUACUUAGCUUUACUAAAUUGUAUAAUAAUAUUUUUUUUUUUUUUUUUUUAAAUUUUAAUUAUAACACAUACAAUCUGUAAAUACUUUUUACAAUAAGCAUGUUUGAGGAAUUAUGGAAAAAAAAAAAUAAUAAAAAUAAAAAAAGGCGAGAUCGACAUUAAGAAGUAAUAUUAGUUAUAAUAUAUUAGUAAUUUAUAAAAAUAUAAUAUUGGUUCAAUAUACUGUAUCUAGGUGUCUCACAUAACCAUAUUAGAUUAGAUUUUUUUAUUUUAUUUUUUUUAAAAUUCUCAAUUAAUAAAUUAUGAAAUUUAAAUAUUUAGCUAGAUAAAAUAUUUUAUAAACGUAUAUGUUUAGGUACCUAAGUAUUAGUAAAAUAAUUAUACAUUUAUUUAAUAAGUUUAAAUAAAAAUAUUGCUAAAUUAUAGGAAUAUACCUAUGUUCAUGAUUUCAGCCAUUCAUAAAUCAUAAAACUUCAAAAGAUAUUGAAAUUUUGAAUCUAUUAGUUUAAGUAAAAAUAAUAAUAAUAAUUUUUACAAGAACCUAGAAAAUGUAAGAAAUUUUUUUUUCAAACAAGUUUUUUAAUCCUUAUUGUACAAUUUAUUUUAAUUAUUUUGCUAUCUUAUCAUGUUUUUUUUUUUCAACUUUGUGAAAAUAAAAAAUUAUUAAUUUGAGAAUAAUAAUUUAUAAAUAUAAUUUAAAUGUACCUACCUAUAUAAUUUAAUAUGCAUAUUGAGUACAUGAUUAGAACAUGUCCUUACAUAUUUAAUUUAAGUUGAUGUAAUAAUAUUUAUAUCAUUUAUAACAAUUUUUCGAUUUAUUAUUAGUAGCAUAGUAGAUAACUUGUUAUCCAAAUUAGGUAUUAGCUUAUUUAUUUCAAAAUAAUAUGUCAACUUUAUAUUAUUACAUGUUUUACAAAUAUUGUUUAACCUUACUAAAUAAUACAACUAUAAAAAAAAAACUGCUAUUCAAUUAUUAUACCACUCGAAAGGUUGCAGAAUUUGUAUGGAACAUGACAUCUAUAUCAUAAAAAUUGCAACUUUUUGAUACCUGUAUUGUCUUUAAAGUCUCACAAUUAAAAUGGGAGGGUCAUUCGAAAAUGUAAUAUAGAGUGAUAACAAUCAUUUAAUAUUAUUUUAAAUUAGUCUUUUUCGGGUACUAUGAUUUUUUUUUUUUUUUUUGUAACCAAAUAAAUUUAACUAAAUAUAUGACCUAAUCUUGUUGAAAUAAGUGUACGAAUGUCUAAUCACAGAAUUUCUCAAUAUAAUUGUAUAAAGUGUGUUUAUACAUUUAUAAUAUUAUGUAAAACAAAUAAUUAAUUAUUAUAUUAUAAUUAAGAUAAUCUUAUCUAUUAAAAUUUAAAACAAUUUUUGCUUUUAAACCUUUUAAUUGUCUUAAUUAUUCUAAUUUUUUUGUUAGAUGUGAUAAAUAUAAGUUAUUAGGUUUUCACACCUCUACUUUCAUUAAGGCUUAGUAUUAUUUAUUUUAAUAAAAAUAUUGUAGUAAUAGUAUAUAAUAAUAAAUUAAUAAUGAUGAUUAUUAUGAAAA